UCGCACCGCCAAUUGCUGCACGCCAAAGUACUCCGAGCCGCCACGCCACCAACCCCAACCAGAGCAGCACCCCGAUCGGGCGCGGACGUAUUCCGAUGCCGCGCACGGUGGCCGUGGUGGGCGCCGGCCCGGCGGGGCUGGUGGCCGCGCGCGAGCUGCUCCGCGACGACCACGCAGUGGCCGUCUUCGAGAAGUCAGGCCGCGUGGGGGGAACCUGGGCGUACGACCCGCGCGCGGACGCGGACCCGCUGGGGCGCGACCCGGGCGCCCCCGGCGCCGUGCACGGCAGCCUCUACGCGUCGCUGCGCACCAACCUGCCGCGCGAGAUCAUGGGCUUCUCGGGCUUCCCGCUGGAGGGGCGGGUGUUCGCCGGCGAUCCGCGCACGUUCCCGGGCCACCGGGAGAUGCUCGCCUUCCUCGACACCUUCGCUGUGGAUUCCGGCGUCGCCCCGCACGUCAGGCUCGGAGCUGAAGUGCUGCGGGUGCGGCGGCCGCUCUGUCGGGGACAGGGAGAGCAGUGGGCGGUGGCGUGGCGCGGGGAAGACGGCGAGGUGACGGAGGAGGCAUUCGACGCCGUCGUCGUCUGCAGCGGUCACUGCUCGGUGCCUCUGGUGCUCGAGAUCCGAGGAAUUAACAAGUGGCAGGGGAAGCAAAUGCACAGCCACAAUUAUCGCACCCCAGAACCAUUUCAAGAUCAGAGUGUUGUCGUUGUAGGAUUGGGAGCCAGCGGAAUUGACAUUGCUAGCGAAAUCUCACAUGUAGCUAAGGAAGUGCACAUCGCAGCUAGAUACUCCGAGGACAGGCUUGGAAAGAUUGAACUCUACCAUAACGCUUGGAUGCACGGCGAGAUAGAGUGCAUCCAAGAUGACGGUCAGGUGCGCUUUGCCGAAGGUUCAUCUGUAGCUGCAGAUACAAUUCUUUACUGUACAGGGUACCGCUACCAUUUCCCGUUCCUCGACCUGGAUGGGUUCACUGUGGACGACAACCGGGUAGGGCCACUGUACAAGCACGUCUUCCCACCCAAGUAUGCGCCCAAUCUCUCUUUCGUUGGCCUGCCAUAUAAGAGCAUCAUCUUCCAGUCACUUGAGCUGGAAUCCAAGUGGGUUGCUGCCCUCCUGUCGGGGCGUGCGGCACUGCCGAGCGAGGAGGACAUGAUGGCCGACGUGCAGGCGGAGUACCAGCGCAUGGAGGAUGCCGGGAAGCCGAAGCGCCACACCCACACACUGUGGCCUCGAUGGGUGGAGUACCUGAACUGGCUGGCGGACCAAGUCGGCGAGCCACACGUGGAGCCGCGGAGGUCGGAGAUGUACGAGAAGGCACUCAGGUGCGUCUGGUCCUUGGAUGUGGGCUACCGUGAUAGAUGGGAAGAAGAAAACAUCGACAGCGGCUCACCCCCAUGGUUUUAAAGAACGAGCUAUUACGACGCUAUAGCAGCUGGAGAGACAUUGCUAUUUUUGCCGCUAUGUCAACUUUAGCCGCAGAAGAAGCUGAGGCGAUGGCGUGCCAUGACGGGAUUGCCAUGGCGGCAAGAUAUAUGGCCAGAUCUCCCUAUGCUGGUUCGUCGGUUGUUGCUGACAAGCUGGCAGAAUGAUCGCUCGCUGGUGUGAUCAAUUCUGCAGGAGGCGCGGCUUCAUAUAACCGACCUCUGUCGCUUAGAUGUGGUUAAGAUUAGUAGGUGACUAGGUGUCCUCGGUCUGUAAUGAUACGAUUUGAUCUUUAAUAAAGUCUAUGUACUUGCAAAAGAAAAAAAACUUUAGCCGCUAUUUA
This is a messenger RNA of Sorghum bicolor (sorghum), 1767 nucleotides long. Its product is annotated as flavin-containing monooxygenase FMO GS-OX-like 2. The transcript has 7 exons. Lineage: Eukaryota; Viridiplantae; Streptophyta; Magnoliopsida; Poales; Poaceae. The record is from RefSeq and is a predicted model, not a curated record. Gene Ontology annotation, molecular function: N,N-dimethylaniline monooxygenase activity; flavin adenine dinucleotide binding; NADP binding. The coding region runs from base 96 to 1406 and encodes 436 amino acids.